This is a messenger RNA of Anolis sagrei ordinatus, 2381 nucleotides long. It is a transcript of the gene PGS1, whose product is annotated as phosphatidylglycerophosphate synthase 1. The record is from RefSeq and is a predicted model, not a curated record. Gene Ontology annotation, molecular function: CDP-diacylglycerol-glycerol-3-phosphate 3-phosphatidyltransferase activity. Gene Ontology annotation, biological process: cardiolipin biosynthetic process. Lineage: Eukaryota; Metazoa; Chordata; Lepidosauria; Squamata; Anolidae. Gene Ontology annotation, cellular component: mitochondrion.
UCGGAAACGGAAGAAGCCGGGUUUCCAUGGCGGCGGCGGUGGCGACCGAGGUUCCCGUGCUAUGGCGGCGGCUGCUCGAGUAUUUGCCUCGGGGCAGGCCGGUUUGGGCCGCCCUCUUCGGCCGCCUCUCGGACCGCUUGAGCCGGGGCCGCGAACGCCGCGCUCGCAGGUCAUCAUGGCUGCUUUUGGCUCCACUACUCUCUCCUGUUGUUCCUCAACUAACAGUCCCACCUUGUUCAGUCUGCUCAGAGGGAUCACAUAGAUUUCAGUGGAUCAGAAACUUGGUCCCAGAGUUUGGAAUUGCCAGCUCUCAUGUCAAGGUGCUUUCAUCUCCAACAGAAUUCUAUGAACUUAUGAAGAGACAGAUUAAGAUGGCCAAGAAGCGAAUAGUUCUGGCUUCGCUGUACCUUGGAACAGGGCCUCUGGAACAGGAACUAGUGGAUUGCAUUGAAAUGGCUUUGGAGAAUUCCUUGCAGGAAUGUGGGACUUCCAGUCUUACAGUGUCCAUUUUGCUGGACUUCACAAGGGGAUCCCGGGGCCAGGAGAACUCUCGGACUAUGCUCCUUCCACUCCUGAAGAGAUUUCCUGAGCAGGUCCGUGUCUCUCUCUUUCACACUCCUAACCUACGUGGUCUUCUUAGACUCCUAAUCCCUGAGCGUUUCAAUGAGACCAUCGGGUUGCAGCAUAUCAAGGUUUAUCUCUUUGAUGAUAAUGUGAUCUUGAGUGGGGCCAACUUGAGUGACUCCUACUUCACUAAUCGUCAAGACCGAUACAUGUUCCUUCAAGAUUCCCCUGAAAUUGCAGAUUUCUUUAGUGAGCUAGUAGAUGCUGUUGGAGAUGUGUCUUUGCAGUUACAGCAAGACGACACAGUCAAAGUGGUGGAUGGGAUGGUGCAUCCUUACCAAGGAGACAAAACGGCCUAUUGUGCGGCUGCAAAUAGGAGAGUGAUGGAAGUGAUCAAUUCUGCAAGGACCAGACAGGAGCAAUUGCACACUCGGACCUUCCACAGAAAUGGUGCAGAAGGAGAAAUCUCAUUGAACACUGAUAGAAAAGCAAUCGGUGAUGGGCAGCCUGAACCAGACACAUGGAUUUAUCCAUUAAUACAAAUGAAACCUUUUGGAAUUCAGAUAGAUGAGAUUGUCACAGAGACUCUCCUGAUGGAAGCAGAGCGGGGUGCCAAUGUUUACCUUACCACUGGUUACUUCAACCUCACACAAGCAUAUAUGGACCUGAUUCUAGGCACCAGGGCGAAGUAUCAGAUCCUUCUAGCUUCACCAGAGGUCAAUGGGUUCUUCGGGGCCAAGGGUGUGGCCGGUGCUAUCCCUGCUGCCUAUGUUUACAUUGAACGACAAUUUUUCAGUGAGUUGUGCUCUCUGGGUCAGCAAGAGAGGGUCCAGUUGCAGGAAUAUUCUAGGAAUGGGUGGACAUUCCAUGCCAAAGGUCUCUGGCUGUACCUGACAGGGAGCAGUCUGCCCUGCUUGACUUUGAUUGGGUCUCCUAAUUUUGGGUACAGGUCAGUUCAUCGGGACCUGGAAGCACAAGUUGCAAUAGUGACAGAAAACAAAGCUCUGCAGCAGCAGUUCCAUCAGGAACAGAUGCAACUCUACCUACAUUCUGGAAUGGUCUCUGCCUCAACCUUUGAACAGCCCAAUCGCUAUAUCAAGCUGUGGGUGAAGUUGGUGACACCUCUGAUUAAGAACUUCUUUUGAGAAGAGAGCGGUUGGUCCUUGGGGAUGGCUUUGAUGAAGAUGACAGGCAUGGAGGGUGUCAGCUCCUUCAGGCGUGCAUCGCUGAUGACGCCGGUUUGAACAUCCCAGCGAGCACCUGCAGCAAGACAAGGAAGAACUCAAGACCAGUUGCUUCACCUGAGCACAUGCUUCGUCGGCUGCCGAUCCAAGUAAAGGGAGCCCAGCAUGACUACUAGUCAUCUGUCAUUAGCAGCAUGGCUAAAGGCUCAAUGCCUUGGCUUGGAUGUGCCUUUUGUGCCAUCCCAAUACUUCUAUAAGUAUUUAUAGUGCUGUGAAUAGAAUUGUUUUUUUAAAAAAACCCCACUGGAUUUUAUGCUGCCCUGAGCCUGUAAGCAGAGUUAUUUUGUUACAAAAAGUUGCAUGCUCUCUUAUUAGCUUUCUCUUUUAGAUUUGUAGACAAGAAUAAUGCCCAUUUGCACUUAUUUUUUCCAAACCAAUUUAAAAUAACUUUAAAAAGAAAAGUUUUAGCCUAGACACUACAUUCCUUGCCUUGAAACUAGAAAUUUUAAUAAGAGCAGUUAACUGUUAAUAACAGUUAACUUGGUCUUAAAUGUUCCUCUCAGUCUGGAUGGAAUAAAAUGGGCAUGUGCUGCCCCCUGUUGACAUGGAAUUAAAAAAAAAGCAGCUACCAAA